This is a messenger RNA of Daphnia carinata, 1274 nucleotides long. Its product is annotated as thiamin pyrophosphokinase 1-like. The transcript has 4 exons. Gene Ontology annotation, molecular function: thiamine binding; thiamine diphosphokinase activity; ATP binding. The record is from RefSeq and is a predicted model, not a curated record. Gene Ontology annotation, biological process: thiamine diphosphate biosynthetic process; thiamine metabolic process. Bases 270 to 1019 code for a protein of 249 amino acids. NCBI's taxonomy places the organism in Eukaryota, Metazoa, Arthropoda, Branchiopoda, Diplostraca, Daphniidae.
CCUAGUCUACAAAACGUGUCUAGCUUGUCGUCCUCGAUGCUGAUUAGUUGUUCAUCGCUGAACGACUAGACUUGCUUAUCAAAUCUAUCCUUGGCUUCAAAGUUCACUGAGACCCUAAAAAUUGGGUAACUGUCGGAUUUUGACCUUGGGAUUUUCAUCAGCUUAUUGUGUUUACGCAGUCAACCAUUCGACUGACACGUUUGUUUUGAAGAGCGUUAUUUCUAAAGUGUUAUUCAAUCGACUAGGGACAAGUACUUUUUGUAGGUGGAAUGAAAUUGAUCAGUGAUGCAUUCAGGCUUGGCCAUUUCCUUCUCUCUGCUCCAUUUAAAGCAGUUCAUUGGGCUUCCUUUAAGGUUGCUAGUGAUGUCAUUGAAUGGUAUCCCUUAGAGUUGCUAGCUAAAGGAAGCAAAUAUGCCCUUUUGAUUCUCAACCAACCCAUUGAAUUUAGUAAGGAUACUGCUGUAAUGAUAUGGAAUAGAGCAUCUAUUCGAGCAACUGUAGACGGUGGCACCAACAUCUGGUUCCAAUUUUCUGAAGGAAUAGAAAAUGACAUUGGCCUCAGCAAUGCAAUUCCCGACCUUGUGACUGGAGACUUUGAUUCAGCAGAAACACAGUGCCUAAAAUAUUACCAAGCACAUGGUGCUAAAGUAAUACACACACCUGAUCAAGAUGAAACAGAUUUUACCAAAUGCAUUCAGGAACUUAGCACAGAGCUUCUUGCCCGCGAAAUGAAGGUGAAUGCCGUCAUUGCGGUUUGUGAAAAUACUGGCCGAUUGGACCAUAUACUUUCGAAUCUCAAUACACUGCAAAAAGCCCGUGAUAUACUAGGAAGUGCACCGCUUUACCUGCUUACGCACAGCUCCAUUAGUUGGGUUCUGCACACUGGUCGACACAAAAUACAUGUUGAUGACCGUACAAUCGAUCAACAUUGUGGCGUGAUCCCGUUAGGACAGCCUGCCUAUGUUACAUCGUCAGGAUUGAAAUGGGAUAUGGGUAUUAUUGAUUUUGUUAGGAAAUAACAUUACUAAUGUUGGCGUACGCUAUAAUGCUAUUCUUUACUAGAUUGCCUGAAGUUAGAGUUUGGCGGCCUCAUUUCAACAUCCAACAAGUUCACGGAUCAGGCAACUGUUACUUUGGAGACAGAUCGCCCUAUUCUUUUUACCAUGACGUUGCCGCCAUGGAAAUAACGCGUGCUAGUCGUUCGCUUCAUUGGUGCACAGAUUGCUACGAAAAAGACUAUCAUUUGACCAAAAAAUAAACAGCUCAUAGUAUAA